This is a messenger RNA of Penicillium nucicola, 1281 nucleotides long. RefSeq names its product NEDD8-activating protein UBA3. The transcript is spliced from 6 exons. Gene Ontology annotation, biological process: protein neddylation. The record is from RefSeq and is a predicted model, not a curated record. NCBI's taxonomy places the organism in Eukaryota, Fungi, Ascomycota, Eurotiomycetes, Eurotiales, Aspergillaceae. Gene Ontology annotation, molecular function: NEDD8 activating enzyme activity. Bases 1 to 1281 code for a protein of 426 amino acids. Gene Ontology annotation, cellular component: cytoplasm; nucleus.
AUGAACCCAGAACCUACUUUAACUACAGACCAGCAGAGCCGAUGGAAGUCGCUCUAUAGCGUCCUGAGCAAGCCUGGUCCUUUUGCCGAUGAGGACUGGGUCCCUGGCCAAGAGACCAUUGACACGCUGGAAUCUUCAAAAAUUUUGGUGAUUGGUGCCGGUGGACUGGGAUGUGAAAUCCUGAAGAACCUGGCACUUUCAGGAUUCAAGGACAUCCAUGUCAUCGAUAUGGAUACCAUCGACAUCUCGAACUUGAAUCGACAGUUCCUGUUCCGUCAAGCAGAUAUCGGGAAACCGAAAGCUGAGGUUGCCGCUGCUUUUGUCCAAAAGCGAGUUAAGGGUGUCACCAUCACACCUUACGUUGGCAAAAUUCAAGAUAAAGAUGAAGAUUAUUACAUGCAAUUUAAGAUAAUCAUCUGUGGACUGGACAGCAUCGAAGCUCGGCGUUGGAUUAACUCUACACUGAUUUCGAUGGUUGAUAUGGAGAACCCCGAGAGCUUGAAGCCUUUGAUCGAUGGUGGAACAGAAGGCUUCAAGGGCCAGGCCCGUGUCAUAUUACCUACACUCUCAUCAUGUAUUGAAUGCCAACUUGAUAUGCAUGCUCCCCGUCCAGCAGUUCCUCUCUGCACCAUUGCCACUAUCCCACGUCAGCCCCAACACUGCAUCGAAUGGGCGCACCAAAUUGCGUGGCAAGAUAAGCGCAAAGAUGACACCUUUGACAGUGAUGAUAUGGAGCAUAUUUCGUGGAUAUACAAUGCCGCUCAUGAUCGAGCGCAACAGUUCAAUAUCCACGGUGUUACUUUUCAAAUGACCCAGGGUGUGGUCAAGAACAUCAUUCCAGCUAUCGCCUCUACCAAUGCCGUGAUCGCCGCAUCUACCACGUCAGAAGUGCUCAAGAUCGCUACUUCGUGCAAUCCUUAUCUGAACAACUACAUGAUGUAUGCCGGCGAGGAAGGAGUCUACACCUAUACUUUUGAGGCGGAAAAGAAAUCCGAUUGUCCCGUCUGUGGAAAUCUUGCUCGGAAGAUGAAUGUCGAUCCUAAUAUGACAUUGGGCGAUUUCAUUGAAAGUCUCGGCGAAAAAGCCGAGGCUCAACUGAAGAAGCCUAGUAUGCGGACUGAAGAGAAGACCCUGUAUCAGCGCUUCCCACCUCAGCUCGAGGAACGGACCAGACCUAACCUGUCGCUCAAGCUGAACGAGUUGAUCGAGGAUGGCCAGGAAAUCGCUGUCAGUGACCCGGCCUAUACCAUCGACUUCCGUUUCCGUCUCAAUUUCAACUAA